UUCGUUCGUUCGUUCGUUCGUUCGUUCGUUCACUCGCUCGUUCGCCGCUCGCCAUUCGCUUGCUUCGUCAAAUAUAUAAUGUAAAUUGAUGAUCGACGCUUAAAGAGGAGAACUCGAGAGUUUAAAGAGGAACACUAGUGGAACAAGUAAAUCGUAAUGAUGGAAAAAAGCUGAACGGAUGACAGACACACCAAUGCAGCGAUUCGAAACGGCGAGCGCAUGGUUCGCUCGUGUCGCGCGUCUCUACCCUCAUCGCGCCGCACCGGCGAAAAGCUUUUGUGAUUUUUCUAUUAUUUUUCAGAAAUUCUCAUUCGUGAAUGCUAUAACGUAUCCUACGAUGAUCUCCGAAGAUGUUCUCCGACGUAUCUAACUUUUCUUCUACUUCCGAUCUGUUCAAGCGUCAAAACAAACGACCAACAGUCAUACGUACCAAAAUGGAUUUUCAAAUGGUUUUCUAUUUUUAAAAAUAAUCCCAUGUAAUUUUUACCCUGACAUAUGUUUUCUCACCACGGCAUUAUCGUUCAAUUAAUAAAUUCUUCGAAUUUACAAUGGUCAAGGCAUAUCCAUCUAGCAUAACGUAAGUCGUGACAAUUACAAGCUUUUCUUUGUCACGACCCUGUCGCCACUUGUCCGUGGCUAUUCAGUAGCUGAAAACGCAAACGUAGCAACAAUUUCCUAAGCAAACACAAGAUGACAAAACGCGCUUGCGGUUUUGUUAUAUUUCGACGUAUUCGAGGAAUGAUCGAGUACCUCCUAAUGCAAGUGUCUUACGGCGAGCAUCAUUGGACACCACCGAAAGGUCACGUCGACCCUGAUGAAUCAGACAUGGAAACCGCAUUACGUGAAACAGAAGAAGAAGCGGGCUUAUUGGCUAGCGAUUUGAACAUUUUUGAAAACGUGAAACACGAACUGAAUUAUCAUGUGAACGGGAAGCCCAAGGUUGUCGUUUAUUGGCUAGCGGAGUUACUAGAUCCUGAGAAACCUAUCCGAUUGUCACACGAGCAUCAAGCGUUUAAAUGGCUCUCACUUGAGGAGGCUUGCGCUGUAGCAAAGUAUCAAGACAUGCAAAACGCGUUAAAAUAUUUUAAUGAUUACAUACUAAAAAAUCUCUCAUAACGUAAUGUGAAGUAACAUAAAAUGUUUCUUUUUCUUUUAAAA
Messenger RNA from Frieseomelitta varia, 1158 nucleotides. RefSeq names its product bis(5'-nucleosyl)-tetraphosphatase [asymmetrical] (gene Apf). The coding region runs from base 691 to 1116 and encodes 141 amino acids. The record is from RefSeq and is a predicted model, not a curated record. Gene Ontology annotation, biological process: ATP biosynthetic process; AMP biosynthetic process. The transcript has 3 exons. Gene Ontology annotation, molecular function: bis(5'-nucleosyl)-tetraphosphatase (asymmetrical) activity. Lineage: Eukaryota; Metazoa; Arthropoda; Insecta; Hymenoptera; Apidae.